AUGCAAUAUAGUCAUCAACAACAACUACCAUCGUCACACGCUCAUUUUACUCCUAUUCAAACGACAUCAUCAAUGCAAUAUGCAACUAUCUAUCCGACGACGCCAUCUCCUAUUUCGCUUUUAUCAACACAAAAUAAAAAACAACAAAUUCAUUCAUCAUCUCAAUUAGCACCUAUACAAACAACAAGUUCAUCAUAUAUGUCACCGAUUGCUUCACCAACAGCCUAUAUGUCUCGCGGUUCAACGCCACCGUCAUCCGAUCUCAAAGAUAUGGAUACAGUAAAAUUAUUUGUUGGACAAAUACCACGACAUUUAGAAGAAAAUGAUCUCAGACCCAUAUUUGAAGAGUAUGGACAAAUCUAUGAAUUAACUGUACUUAAAGAUAGAUUUACUGGCAUGCAUCGAGGAUGUGCAUUUCUCACUUAUUGUCAUCGUGAAUCUGCAGUUAAAGCUCAGCAAUCAUUACACGAACGACGAACAUUGCCAGGCAUGAGUCGUCCUAUUCAAGUCAAGCCAGCUGAUAGCGAAUCACGAACAGCACCUGUAUAUCUGACUUUAGCAUCAGCAUUAGCAACAACAAAUAUGAAUGUGAGUUAG
Messenger RNA from Rotaria socialis, 597 nucleotides. The record is from the annotation of a GenBank genome assembly. NCBI's taxonomy places the organism in Eukaryota, Metazoa, Rotifera, Eurotatoria, Philodinida, Philodinidae.